Molecule: messenger RNA, 1779 nt
Organism: Rasamsonia emersonii CBS 393.64
Lineage: Eukaryota; Fungi; Ascomycota; Eurotiomycetes; Eurotiales; Trichocomaceae
Exons: 6
Coding region: 1-1779 (592 amino acids)
Molecular function (GO): protein heterodimerization activity; coenzyme A diphosphatase activity
Source: RefSeq, a predicted model, not a curated record
AUGACAUCAACCAGCUCCCAUGCAUCAGGAGAAGUCUCUUUAAUCAAUGCGCUUCACGAGGUGCUUGUGAAUUUGCACCAGAACCCAUAUCCACAUGUGUCUAACCCGCCGCAAUGCAAGAAGCGGGCUGCGGUAGCUCUCAUACUUCGAGUGCGCCCGGAAUACGGCCAUUGGCCGGAAUCUCCCCUGCCUCAGUUAGACAAGUCUGUCUCUAUCAUUCAGCAGCUGGAGAACUUUUUCGCCCAGGAAUGGGUACAACACGGUAAUCCAGAAGUGUUGUUCAUCAAACGAGCGUCGAGGGCCGGGGAUCGCUGGACCGGGCAUGUGGCGCUUCCAGGAGGCAAGAGAGAUCCAGAGGAUGCAGAUGACCAAGCUACGGCAAUCAGAGAGACUUUGGAGGAAAUUGGGCUCGACUUGACAGCUGAAGAGUACAUGCCAGUGGGCAACCUCCCUGAACGGGUGGUCACAACCUCCUGGGGCAGUGUACCGCUUAUGGUGCUAUGUCCUUACAUUUAUCUGCUCACGUCGAGCCGUUCGCCUGCGUUGAAGCUGCAGCCCACCGAGGUGGCAUCUACUCACUGGGUCUCUCUCCGGGCCCUGCUGUCCCCGUCGCUGCGAACCGUAGAAUACGUGGAUCUUUCGGAGCGUUAUGCCAGCCGGGGUGGCUUUUUCACUCGCCUCGCUACACGCUGGAUGACCGGCAUGAUGGAGUUCUCUGCUGUGCGAUUGGUACCCACCGAGAGCCUGUAUUGCAGUUCGAUCCCGGGAUUUGUCCCCGAGAGCACCAGCUCCGAGUCAUUGUCACUCUUCCAGAGGUGGAAAGCAUGGUCCCUAAGUAACCAAGCCGGUUCGAGCGACCCAAGUCGCCCACUGCUGUUAUGGGGACUGACUCUAGGUAUCAUGGCCGACUUCCUCGAUAUGCUGCCUCCGCAUAACGCAGUCCAGCUGUGGAGGUAUCCUACUUUCACGUGUCCCGAUCUCCGGUUGAUUGUUACCAUCUUAACAUACCCGUUACGGAAACGCAAUGCUCUCAAGGUCCGGUCUUUCAGACGUCCCAGUCAGACGGCAGCCGAUGCUUCGACAGUAGCAUUAGCCGUCACCGAAGAGACCGACUCCAAGUAUAAUCCGAACGAGGUCGGCAUCGGGGGACUUGGGGUUGGUCGGUACUAUGGACCGUCACCGCCUGAUCACCAGAAAGCAACCAAUCAUGCCGUAGGGAUUAUGUUGAAUGGCUACUAUGAUCGUCUCCGGGUGGCGAUGUACGUCUUCCUGGCUUGGAGACUGGCCGCAGGUUCCAUUGCGUCGCUAAAUUCGAGGUUGCAGGCCAUAGAAGUACUCGAUGAGCUGAUGCCGGGGUGGGCAGUUGUGCUGCACAGCGGGUGGUUCGCCCUGGCGCUAAUUGGCAUCCCGUCAAUCCCAUCGACGCUGCCAGGAACCGCCAACUCGACACCGUCAAUCGUCUCUGGCCAGUCAUACCAUCGCCGCUACUUUAUACCGCGACUGCGCUGUGAGACGAAGAUGGUUGUCGCGCAAAAGCUGUAUCCUCGCGCGACAGUGAAACGCAUCGUCAAAGCCCACUCAGGACGAAAUGUCAGCAAAAACGCAGACGUUCUGGCUCAUGCGCGAGGCUUCGAUCCGCUCGAGGAAGUCUGGGGAGAAGGGCAUAUCUGCAAGGAGCAUACGCAAGGUGACCGAGACUACACUGCGAAAGAUGAAGGGAUAACUUUUUCACUCUACAUGGGUCAUAGCGGUUGGCGAUGUUGGUAUAUUGGGAGUUAA